UACUUAUCUAGCAUUGCAAGCAAGCAUCUAUUUUCUUUUCUCUUCUUGUCCUUCUCUUAUAAUCUCAUUGUCGAUUUUAGCGAGCACUUCUCUUAACCACAAGAAUACCAUCUCACAAGGUCGUUUAUUGCUUACAAUAUGUUCGGGAAAAACAGUGGAGGAAAGCAAAAGUAUUUUUCUAUUCGCGGAGUUGUUUGACAUUGUCUACGGAGUAUUUACAACGUAUGGGCAAGCUCGUCAUCGACUCCGUGAUAGAGCUCUUAAGAAGAUUGGAAGGAAUUGGGUUUGAAAUUGCAAAAUCUGAGUGGCCGAAAUGGAGAGUAUCUCAUUUUGCUUUGCGACUUCUCUCUUUUCUGCGCAUACGGCAGGGCUCAUUCUGGAGGUUGAGCUUGGUCUCACUUCCGCCAAUGUUGCGCCCGCUCGCCACAGUCGCUAACCCUGUUGUCUCUAAUUUCGUUUUCCUUGCUGAGGCAGCGAAGAUACCCUUCUCAAAUACAUGGAUCAGAACCCCGCCAAAUUUGCCCCUAAACGCAUUUUUUUUAUUUGUUUCUUUUACACAUUACAAAUGCUUUCACACCUUCGAGGCUCUGUAUGUAAGAGGAACGAAAAAAUUUAUUCAUCAAUUUGCGGUCGGGUCAGCCACAAUUCUCCUUUCCAAUUUACCAAGCUAUGUUCAUACGGCUUCGGCUUCUACAUAGCGUCGUAAUCCUCGUUGAAAACGUUUCCUGAAACCUACACGGAGAUUCUAAGCCUAAAUUAGACCAAUCUACUCCACAUUUGAAAUGACGAGCUCCAA
This is a messenger RNA of Xylona heveae TC161, 796 nucleotides long. RefSeq lists its product as hypothetical. The coding region runs from base 225 to 698 and encodes 157 amino acids. The transcript has a single exon. NCBI's taxonomy places the organism in Eukaryota, Fungi, Ascomycota, Xylonomycetes, Xylonales, Xylonaceae. The record is from RefSeq and is a predicted model, not a curated record.